GGACAUACAACUCAGGGAAAAAGCUGUCAGCUUUAUACAGGUCUACAAUAUGUUAUUCGCUUAGGUUGUUGAACUGUUCACACGUAUACACUUCGCUGGAAUUAAACCGACGAAACAUAAUUAGUCUAGUCGAAAGUACACCUACAUGAGCCUUUAUAAGAUCGUCCAAGAUUUCUCGGUCUGACUGCAAUGGCGCGAUUGAGGAAAACUCCUGGCAAGGGACAUCAAAAUGAGUCUGUCCAGGAUCUUACCGAUAGUACUGCUGUUCGUCUAACCCGUCAGGUCACCCUUAUAGAUAGUGUAUCUCUCACAGUUGGUAUGAUCAUAGGAUCUGGUAUUUUCAUCUCUCCAACGAGUGUCCUGGAAAACUCUGGAGGGAUAGGCUGGGCUCUCCUCGUCUGGGUUCUGUGUGGCAUCUUAUCAAUGCUUGGAGCGCUAUGUUAUGCGGAGCUUGGUACGACCUUCCCAGUAUCUGGAGGAGACUUCUCAUACCUCCUGGAAGCGUAUGGCCCGGUCCUGGCCUUCCUAAGGCUUUGGACUAGUGUGGUGUCCAUCAAGACCGCAUCGUAUGCUCUUUUGUCUUUGACGUGUGUGACUUAUAUUCUCCUGCCGUUCUACCCCAACUGUGAUAUCCCACCCGUUAAGUUGCGCUUGGUUGCAGCCUGUAUACUUUGUAAGUACGAUUGUGCCAUCUUUUUCGUGAACAGCCUGAGUGUCCCUCUAAGUCGCAGUCUGGAACUCUCAUUCACGGUAGCUAAGCUCUUUGGUUUAGCUGUCAUCAUCGUCUCUGGGUUUGUCCAGCUAGCUAAUGGUAAGGACAAAAGAAGUGAGACAUCCAACUUUGCAAACGCCUUCGAAACUUCUAAAUUUAGAAUGAGAACGUUUCCCCUCGCUAUGUAUUCAGGACUCUUCGCCUAUUCGGGAUGGCAGUAUCUGACUCAAGUGACAGAAGAAAUAAUCAACCCUUCGAGAACAAUUCCUUUGUCAAUUGGGAUCUCCAUGAUAAUAGUAACAGUGGUCUACUUGCUAACUAACAUUGCUUACUUCACUGUGCUCUCUGAGAGAGAGAUGCUUACAUCAAGUGCGGUUGCUUUGGACUUUGGUCAGCGUGUACUAGGUAGUUGGUGGUGGACUAUGAGUGUGGCUGUUGCUAUGUCAACCAUUGGAUCCGUACAUGGGGGCGUGUUUGGCUUCGCAAGGUCUCUACUGGUUGCAUCACGUGAGGGCCACUUGCCUGCCAUAGCAUCAAUGAUACACAUCGAUCGGAAAACUCCUCUACCCGCUGCUGCAUUACUCGUACAGUAUAAUAGUUUCGGUAUAUCUGCAUAUACAACGUGUAUGAUACCUUGUGCUCCUAUCUGCCUCUUGAUGUUGAUCAGUGAUGACGUAGGAACCCUUGUGAAUUAUCUCAGUUUCACACGAUGGCUCUUCAUCGGUAUCACGUAUCGUGCGACCGUAUUUUUACAGCAGCUCCUCUUCGUCAUUCCCCCAGAGAAAGAGGCCGAGCCCAAAAAAGCUAGUUCAACGCGAAGAUGA
This is a messenger RNA of Strongylocentrotus purpuratus (purple sea urchin), 1536 nucleotides long. Its product is annotated as cystine/glutamate transporter-like. The record is from RefSeq and is a predicted model, not a curated record. Gene Ontology annotation, molecular function: L-amino acid transmembrane transporter activity. Gene Ontology annotation, biological process: amino acid transmembrane transport. The transcript is spliced from 9 exons. Lineage: Eukaryota; Metazoa; Echinodermata; Echinoidea; Camarodonta; Strongylocentrotidae. Gene Ontology annotation, cellular component: membrane. Bases 190 to 1536 code for a protein of 448 amino acids.